AUGUUAAUAAUCAUAUUAUUGUUUAAAUAUUCAUAGUGUCAGGAUAUAGAUUAUUGCAACAUUACCAACAUAAGUGGAAAUUAUUCACCUUUUUACUAUAAUUCAAGUUGUUUACCACCUGAGUAAUUAGAAGUUAAUUGUUAAUAGUCAGAUAAUUAUGUAGAGAUAAAUGUAGAUUCUUCUAUAAUUUGGAAUUUGGUUAGUUUAACGACUAAUUGUCAUAAUGUAAAAAUUAAUACAUCUGAAAUUAAUAUUGGCAAUAUAACUACUAACUAGAAGAAAACUGAAUUAAUGGAGAACAAGUAUAUAAUAUUUGAAGCUUCUUAAAAUUACUCUUUUAUGAGUAAUAUUUAUAUAAAUAUGCCUAAUUAUUUACUUGCAUUCUUUUUAAAUAGUAGUGAAAGUUCAACAAGUAUUUACGGAUUGAAUGUAACAUCUAAUAAAAUGCUUUUUGUUUUUAAUAAUUCUGUAAUAAUUGAGAAUUCUAAUUUUUUUAUGACAACUUCAACAUGUACUAAUAAUGUAAACAUAUUGCCAGGAAUGAUUAAUAUUUUUAAUGUAAAUUUUGAAUCUGUAGAAGAUUAUUUAUUACAUAAUUAAUUUAGUUUUUUAUAAUAGCCUACUCGAUUUACUGCAUUUUUUUAAGUGUCUAAUUACACAUUUUUUAUAUUUAGCAACACUUCUUUAAUUAUGAAUAAUAUUUCAGUGAUUGCAAGUCAGAUAGGUUUAUUAAAUAAUGGUACUAUUAAUUUGGAAAAUAGUUCAUUGAAUACUUCAUAUUCUGGCUGUUAUAUAAACUAAGGGUACAUCAAUAUUUUAAUAUAUGAAUAGGAAUGCAAGGGGUCCUGAAUUCAUUAAUUAUAAUUAAAAAUGUUUUGCUAAUGGUGGUUCUAAUUCUGGAUAUGGUGGAAUCGGAUUAAAUAUUGGAGAUUCAUAUUUAAGUGAUUGUAUAUUCUUAACAAAUUCAACUAGGUUUAUGUUUGAUUUAUAUCCCUAUGGUUAUUUAUUAACUAAUCUAUAUUAGGGAUCAGGUGGUAGUUCUAUUAAUGUUAUAGAACUAGUUAAAUCAUUUGGAAAUCUGUCAUCAAAUUUAUAAUAUGGAUGGGGGGGUGGUUCUAUUUUUAUUUUUGCAAAUUAAUCAUUAAAUAUGACUAAUUCAUAAUUAUUAGCAAAUGGAUAAAAAGGAUAUGUAGAUAAUAUAUCUAAUUACAGUAUUGGUGGUGGUGCUGGAGGAUCUAUUAAAAUAUAUUCUACUUAAAUUAUAAGUGAUAAUUUAUCUUCUAUUUAAAUGAAUGGUGGAGAUAGUGAUUCAAAUGAUUUAGUGGGGGAAGGGGGUGGAGNUAUAUAAUAUUUGAAGCUUCUUAAAAUUACUCUUUUAUGA
Molecule: messenger RNA, 1381 nt
Organism: Paramecium sonneborni
Lineage: Eukaryota; Ciliophora; Oligohymenophorea; Peniculida; Parameciidae
Source: the annotation of a GenBank genome assembly